Molecule: messenger RNA, 1866 nt
Organism: Guillardia theta CCMP2712
Lineage: Eukaryota; Cryptophyceae; Pyrenomonadales; Geminigeraceae
Exons: 7
Coding region: 1-1866 (621 amino acids)
Biological process (GO): calcium ion import; membrane depolarization during action potential; sodium ion transmembrane transport
Cellular component (GO): plasma membrane; neuron projection; voltage-gated sodium channel complex
Molecular function (GO): low voltage-gated calcium channel activity; voltage-gated sodium channel activity; calcium ion binding
Source: RefSeq, a predicted model, not a curated record
AUGGCGGCGAUCGUGUUGAACCGACAUCGGAAUGCAACAGCGAGGAGGGAGGAUGACGAUCUCAUCAAUCCUCUCCCUCCCAAGUCAGAUCGGUUGUUUGAGGUCAUCGCGGAGAAAGAGGUUUCAUACGGGGGCAAUCCUGUUUGGCGAGAGGUUCUGUGCGUGGGAACGGCGGAGCUCCUGAUCCUCGCGAGGCCGCACGGGGAGCAUGAGAUUGAUCGGAUUCCUUUACAUGAGAUCGCAGACGUGGUAAGCAACUCAAAGGACAAGGGGGAGAUCAAGGCAGGAGAACGGCCGGUGCUCUCCUCCCUCACUUCCUUGCGCACCAACAACUUGCAAGAGCUGGAGUUGGCUCAGGGAGAGGGCGGGCAGAUGCGAGAGAAGUCCGCGAUGCUGGAUAUCAAGACUGUGCCCGAGGGAUACAACUCGGGGAGAAAGUAUCGCUUCCGAAUGGAGGAUGAGAUCAAGUGCCAGCAGCUCGUGCAGAAAUUGAAGGGAGUAGUGAGCAAGGCCAAGGAGUUAGAGGAGAGGAGAGGGAGGACCUGGUGGCAUCAGAAGGUCAAGACAGGAGCGAAGAGGCUGGCGAACAACAAGACGUUCCAGCUGCUCUUCGCUUUCGUCAUCCUCCUCAGCUUCAUCCUCGCCGUCGCUGCCGCUGAGCUCAACCCGGAGCCCGGCAGCAUCCUUAACAUCUUCUUCACCGCCAUGGACCUCGUCUUCACAGUCCUCUUCACCGCCGAGCUCCUCGUCUCCCUCGCCGCCUUCCUCUUCUCCGAAUUCUUCCAAGACCCCUGGCACGUCUUCGACCUCCUCGUCGUUAUUGGCAGCUGGUUCGGCACCUUCGCUGACAGCGUCCCUGCUCUCUAUCCCCUCCGCAUCAUCCGCAUCCUCAGGGCCGUCAAGGUACUCAAGUCCUUCCGCUCCCUCCGCGCCAUCGUAGAAGCCACCAUCGCCUCCACCAUCCCAGUUGCCAACAGCUUCCUCCUCCUAGGACUCGUCACCUGCAUCUACGCUACGCUAGCGGUGAAUCUCUUCGGCCCUGUUGACGACCAGCACUUCGGCAAGUUCUCAUCUGCCCUUUUCACCAUGUUCCAGGUCUGCACGGGAGACUCUUGGGCUGAAUCCAUCGCUCGUCCUCUCCUUUCGCACCAGCGCGCGGUCGUCGCUGUUUUCUUCGUCUCCUACAUCGUUCUCUCGAGUAUUGUCCUCAUCAACAUCGUCGUAGCCGUCCUCCUCGACGAAUUUCUCACCACCAUGACAAACGUACGGGAGGCCGAUGCCAGGAAGGAGGCCGAGCAUUCUCCUCUCUACGAGACUCACUUCCUCGAUCCUCUUUGCGAGUUUCUGUCUGACUUUCGUUCCUCCGAGCACCUUCGCUCCAUCAUCGCCGCCCUCUACAACCGCCUGGACCGCGACAUGUCAGGCGCCAUCACCUUCAAGGAGAUGCAGGAUGGUCUCGCCCUCCUCCUCCGCGGCCUCUACUUCACGCAAGAGGACUGGGAGGAGCUGACGAGGCGGCACGGGAAGGAGGAGGAGGAGGAGAUCAACCUGCAGGAGUUCGAGAGCCUCAUGCUCGAGCAGCUCGAGCUCUUCGCCCUCCGCAACCUCAACCGCGCGCAGCUCAACAGCGAGAGCUACAAGCAGGCGACCCUCUCCGUCCUCAAGUGGAUCCUCGCAAGAGACAAGAUCGCCCCUGCUCCUCCUUCCUCCUCCUGCCCCACUCCCGACGUCCUCCACCUCCUGCAGGACAUCUCUAGUCGGAUGGAGCGCAUGGAAGCAGCUCUAGGGAUCGCCGGGGGGAGGAGGGAAGAGAAGAUCAAGGAGAACGGCAUACUCAAGUCGCACGCAGAAAGCGAUUGGCAGUGA